AUGACGGCGGCGGCUCAGAUUCCGACGUCGACGACGGCUUCUUCGGCCAAAAGCAGGACGAGGAGGCGCCAACGCCCUCCCCGGACGUCCUGCCUCGCCAGCGCCCCAGCUGCGGGGUCCGACGUGCUGCGCGCGCUGCAGAGGGCCGCCGCGGCCAAGGAGGCCGCCAGGAACAAGAAGAAAGACAUGAAGAAGCCGGCGGUGCGCCAGCGGCAGGGGAAGGAGAAGCCGGCGGGUGGCGACGUGGAAGUCCGGGAGGUGAGGCCUGUGGUGAUAAGGCCCGAGUGGGCGGCGAGGAUCCGGGAGCUGGAGAGCUCAGGGUGCAGCAGCUCGCCGUCGACAAGUCUUCGUCAUGGUGAAAUGGAGCGUGACUGUUUGAUUGCAUAUGGUGCUAGCAUGCUCAUCUUUGAACGUCUAUUGCUAUCCAGUGAUCCAUAUCAAGUCCAGAAAAUGUGGCUUGUUGCGGGACUACAAUCACAAACUGAAGACUCUGCACUGUUCAAUGUGCAAGAACGGGGAAAAUAUGGCCAAGAUGAGGCUGCCAUAUGCUUGCAAGCUUUUGUUCCAGGAGUUGCAAGCGAUGAAUGUUGUUCCACGACUGAAGUUAACUGA
This is a messenger RNA of Miscanthus lutarioriparius, 612 nucleotides long. The record is from the annotation of a GenBank genome assembly. Lineage: Eukaryota; Viridiplantae; Streptophyta; Magnoliopsida; Poales; Poaceae.